This is a messenger RNA of Arabidopsis thaliana (thale cress), 501 nucleotides long. RefSeq lists its product as uncharacterized. Lineage: Eukaryota; Viridiplantae; Streptophyta; Magnoliopsida; Brassicales; Brassicaceae. The transcript is spliced from 2 exons. The record is from RefSeq and is marked reviewed. Bases 146 to 328 code for a protein of 60 amino acids.
GGUAGGCAUUGUGACACAGACUGGAGCAUACUUCUUCUUGGCAGCUUCUGUUCCUCUCUUUGGCUCAUCGUCUGCCAUUGCCACCUUAGCUAAGGAGCACACAGCUGCAGCUGCAGCUGUGAAGACAAGAUCCCUCCUCAUCUUCAUGCUCUGUUCUUGCUUCUUGUUCUCCAAGCUGGUUGUGUUUUCACUCCCGGAGGCUUUGACCACCGUGAGGCUUCGUCUGCUGUUGCUGGAGAUGUUUGCCGGAAGGUUUGAGACGGUAGGGAGAAAUGAAGAUGUCAUGGUCAUUGACGCCAUUGCAAUUGAGAAGAGAAGAAGAAGAUGAGCUUCGCAGGAGACAGAGGCGCUGCGUUUCCUCGUCGAGAUGUUAGUGUUUUGAUGUCAUCUAUCGCUUCCUCUGUACUCUUUUGCAAUUGUUGCUUUGUGGAGAUGAUAGAUCUGGAUCUGUGACAUUGUUCUUGUUCAAUAUAAUUGUUAUGUGACCAGUAAGAACUAAAA